This is a messenger RNA of Macrosiphum euphorbiae (potato aphid), 1329 nucleotides long. The record is from the annotation of a GenBank genome assembly. Lineage: Eukaryota; Metazoa; Arthropoda; Insecta; Hemiptera; Aphididae.
AUGGUCGACACUACAGACAACCCACCCCACACUACAUCCUACACACAACAACCAAAUACACAAAAAACCUUUGCUGAAACCACAGCAAACACACAUUUUCCAAAAAGAGAUCAAGCAAUAAUCUUCAAUACAAUUCAAGAUGUUCCACAAAUCGAAUAUAUUAAAGCAUUCAGCCAACUAACACACCCAAAUAAUAUAAAAUUCGCAUCACGCAUUUCAAACAAUAGGUUCUGCAUAUUAUACUUUGCAAGCAAAAAUAUUGUUGAACAAAUCAUUUCAAAACAACCAUAUAUCAUAAUAAACAACACGGAAAUAUCUUAUCGCCGUCUCAUUAACCCAGCCAAACGCAUAAUCAUAUCUAACGUACAACCGGUUAUACCACACGACAUAAUCGCAAAGGCAAUUAACAAUCUCUCAAUUAUCAUGGUGUCGCCGAUUACAUUUAUGAAGGCCGGAUUCUCUAAUGAUGAGUUCGGUCAUAUAGGAAGCUUCAGGCGUCAAAUGUAUAUACACCCUGAGCAUAGUGACAAAAUUCCGGGUUCCAUUCUGUUACAAUUUGACCAAACUGAAUACCGCAUAUUCCUCUCUGACGAUACAGUGACCUGUUAUUCGUGCAAACAAACAGGACACACUUCCAACCACUGCAAAAAUACAAUAGAAAAUAAAGCCGAAUCAGUACACCUCAAUAACACAAACGCCAAUACGGUUAGUAACGACAUGGACCACAAUGAACAGAUAAUACAAGAUACCGUUGGCGACACCAAUGACACAGAUAUAAGCGUCGAAAAUAAUACCAAGGAAACAAAUACCAUCACCCACACCACACAAAAAGCUACCACUCAAGAAAAAAGGCCUGCACCAUCAACCUCGAAUAGUAGCUGUCAUGAGAACACCUCUAUCCCAACACCAAAUAACCCCACACCACCACCAAUAGAAACUACAAAUAUACGGAAAAACACCGGUUCACUCGCAACCAAAUUAAAAGAAUCUGUCAAAACCCCCCAACCUCAGCACAAAAAACCAAGGCGCUCAAAUUCAAUUGAACAAAUAAUACUCAAACUGGAUGAAGCAUUAUUACCAGCAAAAACUGCUUUUGAGAAAAUACCAAACCUAAAAAUUGACUUUAACCAACUAAAACAUAUUAUUGAAAACACACUCACUGGACAAGAUCCCUCCAGUGUUUUAACACCAUUCAAUAUAUCAUCCAUGGAAAUGAUCGAGAUCUUGGAGGCAGUCCGUCCCAAAAUCAAAAGCAUCUGCAUCAAGAACAGACUCUCGAGUCUAGCCAAUUUACUGCUCGAAUUGACCCCCCUUUCCGACUUCAACUAA